This is a messenger RNA of Aspergillus puulaauensis, 978 nucleotides long. Its product is annotated as dihydrodipicolinate synthase family protein. The coding region runs from base 1 to 978 and encodes 325 amino acids. The record is from RefSeq and is a predicted model, not a curated record. The transcript has 3 exons. Lineage: Eukaryota; Fungi; Ascomycota; Eurotiomycetes; Eurotiales; Aspergillaceae. Gene Ontology annotation, molecular function: 4-hydroxy-tetrahydrodipicolinate synthase activity.
AUGGAGUCAACGACCGACGAACCCACCGUGCCCAGGGGCAUCUAUUGCCCCACCAUAACAUUCUUCUCGAAUAAUCCCUCACAAGACCUCGAUCUGGAAGUUCAAGCAAAACAUACCAAAUACCUCAUCGGAGCUGGUGUCCAUGGAAUAACGGUUCUGGGAACCACUGGCGAGGCGCCUAUGCUGUCACGCAAAGAACGGAAUGCCGUCACCAAAGCAGUUGUUUCCGCCAAAGACCAAAUGAAUGCCGGAACUAUAAUCGCGGUGAGGUGCUCUGCACAAAGUGUUCGGGAGACGAUUGAGAUGUGUCAAGAGGCAAAGGCAAAUGGAGGACAGUAUGCGUUGGUUCUUCCACCGAGUUAUUGGGCGGCAGCAAGCACCCCCACGGUGAUCGAGACUUUUUACUGUUUGGUCGCAGACCAGUCACCCAUACCCAUUAUCAUCUACUCUUUCCCGGCGGUAACACAGGGCGUGAGCAUGAAUUCUGACUUGAUUUCAGUCCUUGCAAAGCACUCCAACACUGUUGGCGUUAAGUUAACCUGCGGAAGUGUUGGUAGCCUUACUCGCCUAACAAACACCUUUACCCCCUCGCAGUUCGCCGUCUUUGGUGGCUCUAGCGACUGGUUAGUUCCAGGUCUGAUUGCUGGAUCCUGUGGUGCUGUAACUGGCCUCGCCAACACACAUCCACGGUCCUGUGUCAAGCUAUUUGAUUUAUUCCAGAACGGGAGUUACCACGAAGCCAGAAGGUUGCAAGGUAUCAUCAGCAGCGCUGAGUGGGGCAUGGGAAACACUGGGAUGAAUGGCACGAAAUAUGCCACUGAGUGGUUUGGUGGGCACGAGGAGAAAGUACUGCCGAGAGCGCCGCUGAUGGAAUGCUCUGAGAAGACGAAGGCUUGGAUUCGGGAUAUCAUGAAGGACCUGGCGGUUUAUGAGAGUCAACUUCUUGUUGAGCGAUCUGAUGGGCGCAUGGUAAUAUAA